Molecule: messenger RNA, 1500 nt
Organism: Aspergillus puulaauensis
Lineage: Eukaryota; Fungi; Ascomycota; Eurotiomycetes; Eurotiales; Aspergillaceae
Gene: RRP8
Product: 25S rRNA (adenine645-N1)-methyltransferase
Exons: 1
Coding region: 1-1500 (499 amino acids)
Biological process (GO): ribosomal large subunit biogenesis; rRNA methylation
Cellular component (GO): nucleolus
Molecular function (GO): rRNA (adenine) methyltransferase activity
Source: RefSeq, a predicted model, not a curated record
AUGUUUGCAGUACCUGGUUGGUCUGUUUCGGCCUCUGCUCUCAAACCGCAGAGCGCGCCGCAAACUCAAACUCAGUCAAACGACCCGCCAAAAUCGAAUAACAAUGCGGGCCCGAAGAAGCGCAAGCGAGAUGAUCAGGUCACCAAGAGAAAUGUCGAUCAAAUGUACCGCCGUCACAUUGAAGGAUCGAAGCCUGGAAAGCCCAAUUCCGCCAAGCCUGGGCCGGCCGAGAAGCCCUGGAAGCGCAAACAGGAGGAGAAGAAACAAAAUCUAAAUUCAAAGGCCGCUGAAGGAUCAGAAGCAGCACCUGUGGGACAGGAUUCUGAAGAGAGCAAGGGCCCAAAGAGGAAGAGGAGGAAUAAGAAUAAGGGGGCCCAACCACAGGCUGAACAAGAAACCCAAGCAACUUCCAAUGAAGGCACUGCUGCUGAAUCGAUUUCAUCGGCCCCGCCAAAGACAGAGGCUACUCUCACACCUCUCCAGCAGUCCAUGCGGCAAAAGCUGAUUUCUUCCCGCUUCCGUCACUUGAACGAAACCCUUUAUACCACCCCGUCCACAAAGGCCCUCGAACUGUUUACCACGAGCCCAGAGCUCUUCGAAGAGUACCAUGCUGGUUUCUCUCGCCAGGUCAAAGAAUCGUGGCCUUUGAACCCUGUUGAUGGGUACAUCAGUGCCAUCCGCACUAGAGGAGCCGUCUCAUCUGCUCCGAAAAAGGGAAACAAACCAAACCAACAAUCCCGGGCCCUUCAAUUACCGCGACGACCGAAUGGUGCAUGCACCAUCGCCGACCUUGGUUGUGGUGAUGCACAACUCCACCGUGCUCUGAUUCCUUCCAUUAAGAAACUGAAUCUGAAGCUUCUCAGCUUUGACCUCCACGCCCCUAAAGACUCACCAAUCACCAAAGCCGACAUAUCCAACCUACCCACCGAAGAUGGAUCUGUCGACAUUGCUAUAUUCUGUCUUAGCUUGAUGGGCACUAACUGGGUUUCAUUCGUCGAGGAAGCCUGGCGAGUCCUCCGCGGCGAUGGCAAAGGCGAAUGUUGGGUCAGCGAGGUAAAAAGCCGUUUUGGAAAAGUCGUCCGCAAAAAGGCCCAAAUCGGCGCCAAACGGACCCUUACCAAAGCCGAGAAGAAGAAGCUCAAUAAGAAGAAGGGUGGUGAUGAUGAUGCCGGGUCAGAUGUCGACGACGCGGACGUCUAUGCGGAAGACUCCCGCCCUGCGCCAGAUGAUGAGACUGACAUCUCUGCAUUCAUUGAAGUUUUCAGGACACGAGGAUUUGUUCUCAAAUCUGAGUCUGUGGAUAAGUCGAACAAGAUGUUCGUGAAGCUGGAGUUUGUGAAGCAAGGUGGUGCUCCGACCAAGGGCAAAUAUGCAUCUACUACUGCGGCGCCAGGUCCUGGGAAGAAGAGGUUCAUUGAGAAGCCAGCUUCUGCGGAUAAUGGAAUGUCGCCGGAGGAGGAGGCGGCUGUUCUAAAGCCAUGUGUUUAUAAAAUCCGGUGA